Prosopis cineraria is the source of this 1332-nucleotide messenger RNA. RefSeq lists its product as uncharacterized. Gene Ontology annotation, biological process: signal transduction. The record is from RefSeq and is a predicted model, not a curated record. The transcript is spliced from 2 exons. NCBI's taxonomy places the organism in Eukaryota, Viridiplantae, Streptophyta, Magnoliopsida, Fabales, Fabaceae. Bases 96 to 1190 code for a protein of 364 amino acids.
GAUGACGACUGGUAGUUUAGAAGGUUAGAUGAGAGAGAUUGAAGGGCCAGUGAGAAAUGGAGGAGACAAGGAGAUAAAAGAAACGGAGACACCCCAUGCCCCAUUUUGCGAGAGGGUGGUACAGUGCAAAGGAAAUCUACUUUCUAAUGGCAGAUCCCAUGCUUGUUAUAGAUUUGACGGAAAAGGCUUGGAAAAUAAUCCAAAUGGGCCUAGAGCAUAAAAGCACGCUCGAAAACCUCAAGUCAACCAUGAAGGAAUUGGUUCCAGUGGUUGAGCAGAUAGAAGAAAGUUCGGAGAAAAUAACGGAUAUCGACGCCGAGGAAAUAGCAAAGCUCACGGCGAUGAUGGAAGCAACGAAAGAGGUUAUAUGUAAGUGUUCCCAAGUGGGUUGGUGGAAUUGCUGCCUUUUGCCAUAUUACAAGAACAAACUCGACGAAGCCGACAAGUCCCUGGUCAAGUACAUAUCGGUUCAGCUGCAAAUGCAGAUGGCAAGAGAUUUGAGGAUAAUCCGUUUGAAGUUGACCUCUGACGACAUCCGUCUAGCUGAAACCAUCCAUGAUCAUGAAAUCUCAGGAAGAAAUUCGGCUACGCAUCUCUCUCUUGAAGCGGCUUCCUCCUCCGAACUCCCAAAUAAAUAUGAUGUGUUCAUUAGUUUCAGAGGUGAAGACACGCGUACCAACUUGGCGAGCUAUAUUUAUGCCGCCCUGUGCGGUGCAGGCGUCAAAGCAUAUGGGGAUUACCGGAUUGAGGAAAGAGAAGAGGUGAGACCAUCGCACGAGAGAGUCAUCGAAGCCUCAACUAUGUUAAUCUGGGAAGGAGAAAAGUUGCAGCCGUCGCACGAGCAAGCCGUCGAAAACUCAGCUCUGUUUCUUGUGAUAUUUUCAAAAAAUUAUGCAUCGUCCACAUCGUGCUUGAAUGAGCUUACCAAAAUACUCGAGUCCAAAGAUCCUCUUGUUCUUCCAGUGUUCUACAAGGUAGAACCAACACAUGUGCAGAAUCAGACGGGGAGUUACCAGGUUGCAUUCACAAAACACGAGCGCAAAUACGAAGCCCACAAGGUUCAAAAAUGGAGGGCUGCUCUCACUCAAGCUGCCAGCUUUCCUGGUUGGAACUGCGCCGCUAACAGGUCUCUUGCUGAUCUUAUCCAAGGUAUUAUCAAAGUUGUGCAGGAGAAAUUGCACAAGAAUUGAUCCGAUCCCAUGCUAAAUUUCUCUUAAGGACUAAAUGGAAGACAAAUUUACAUCAAGAACUUCAAAUAAAAUCAUUUGUUUCUUUUUAUCUGUUGUAAAAUCAUUUGUUAAGAUCCAGAAAAUUUGUAAGAGGUGUUACUUA